This is a messenger RNA of Arabidopsis lyrata subsp. lyrata, 2521 nucleotides long. RefSeq names its product ubiquitin carboxyl-terminal hydrolase 24. Gene Ontology annotation, molecular function: cysteine-type deubiquitinase activity; cysteine-type endopeptidase activity. Gene Ontology annotation, cellular component: nucleus; cytosol. The record is from RefSeq and is a predicted model, not a curated record. NCBI's taxonomy places the organism in Eukaryota, Viridiplantae, Streptophyta, Magnoliopsida, Brassicales, Brassicaceae. Bases 592 to 2244 code for a protein of 550 amino acids. Gene Ontology annotation, biological process: protein deubiquitination. The transcript has 7 exons.
CGUGAGUUUUUAGAAGUCACACCAAAUCGUCAACCGUUCAGACCAAACUGAUGUAAACAACAAGUGUUUGAUGGUUUUGUCGAAUAACCGAAUUAAACCAAAGUGAAAUAAAAAUCGAACCGAGAUUUUUUAUUGUAAAGAUACGACGACGCGUUUGACGAAAAAGGAGACGAAGAAGAUCCAAACACGGCGCUAAGCUCCGUCCUCCUCCUCAAAACUAUCCGACAAAAGACAGAAGCAGAAACCUAACCCUAAUUCUUUUUCUCAAAAUCCCCGAAAGGUCCGUCUCUCUCUAUCUCUCUCUUACUUAGCACCUCCAAAUUCGGAUGAUUACCCAUUUCGAAUUUGCAGAGAAGAACAAAUCCUCUCUUUCUUCUCUCUCCGUCUCUCUACCCCUUUCAUGUCUUCUCAAGUCUACGACUCUCAUCCAGGGUUGUUGGUGCAUCAAACCCUAGUUUUUGAUUUCGCUUUUGAAAUUUCUCAUGCUUCUUUCGUUUCGGAUCUCUCUCUGAAUCAGAUUACGUCUUUUGGGCUCUUGUUGUUGUUGUGCUGCUCUACAAUCUCUUCUCCGUUGCGUUCUAUGUGCCAAAUAUGAGUGAAAAGAAGCUAUUUGUGUUUGGAUCCUUUACAGAACAUGAAACUAGGUCAUUUCUUGAGCAGAAACCCACUAAGGAUCCUCAGAAUCACAAAGACAAGUGUGUGGGAAGUAUACAAUUCGGCUCCUUGAAUCUUGUUGCGGAAAAUUCUUCAGUAAAUACUAAUGGCGAGUUGAAGAAAGGUCAGGCUGAUGGGACUGUUAAAUCUGCGGGGUCUCAAGAGAGACUUGAUGCUUCUAGACCUGACAGCUCGAAUAAGAUCGAUGAUAAUGAUGCAAAACUCCCAAGAAAAUCCUCUUCAAGAGUUCCAGAGCAUGUGGUAGAAAAUGGAAUCAUAAAAGAGAUCUCUGAAAGCAAAUCUCUCAACAAUGGUGUGGCGGUGAAGACAGAUCCUAUUGGUUUGGAUAAGUUGUGUAUGUCAGAUGGUGAAAGUGAUCCUGUGUAUAAAGCUUCGAGCUCUAAAUUUCAAGCGCUGGACAAUGAAGAUUUCUCAAGUGACUCUUCAUCUGGCAGCAUUCAAAGAAAGAAAAACCAGAAGGUUCCUACUGAAUCUGUUCCACCUGUUAAAGACUUUACACCAAGAGGAUUAAUUAACGCUGGAAACUUGUGCUUCCUCAAUGCAACACUGCAAGCGUUGCUUUCCUGUUCCCCUUUUGUGCAGCUCCUCCAGAGAAUUCAACUCCAAGAUAUUCCAAAGGCUGACUCUCCAACCUUAGCUGCAUUUUCCGAGUUCAUCUCCGAAUUGGAUGUGCCAAGCAGUUCCAGCAUCAGAAAUAACGUUACUGUUGUUGAGGCUGGUAGACCUUUUAGACCUGCCAUGUUCGAAGGAGUGCUUAGAAAUUUUACCCCAGAUGUACUCAACAACAUGUCUGGUAGGCCAAGGCAGGAAGAUGCUCAGGAGUUUUUAAGUUUUAUAAUGGACCAAAUGCAUGAUGAGUUGUUGAAACUCAAGGAACAGUCCCCCAAAGUUACUGCUUCUAAGUCAUCGGUUAUUUCUUCUGCCAACGAUGAUGAUGAUGAAUGGGAAACAGUUGGACCCAAAAACAAAUCAGCUGUGACAAGAACACAAAGCUUUGUCCCGUCUGAGCUUAGUGAGAUAUUUGGCGGGCAGCUCAAAAGCGUAGUGAAGGCAAAAGGGACUAAAGCUUCGGCUACUGUACAGCCAUAUCUCUUGCUACACCUUGAUAUUCAUCCGGACGGCGUGAAAGGAAUAGAAGACGCAUUGCAUUUGUUUUCUGCCCAAGAAGAUCUUGAAGGAUAUAGAGCCUCGGUUACUGGGAAGACUGGUGUAGUGAGUGCUAGUAAGUCGAUAAAGAUACAGAAACUCUCAAAGAUAAUGAUACUGCACCUAAUGCGUUUUAGCUACGGAAGCCAAGGGAGUACUAAGCUGCAUAAAGGCGUUAAAUUUCCCCUUGAACUCAACUUAAACCGCAACCAUCUUGUUUCUCUAUCCAAUGAGAGUUUGAGAUAUGAACUUGUGGCAACAAUUACCCACCAUGGAUGGGAUCCCUCAAAAGGGCACUACACCACAGACGCUAGACGAAAGAAUGGUCAAUGGCUAAGGUUUGAUGAUCCCUCUGUGACUGCCAUAGGGACAAAACAGGUGUUGCACGACCAAGCUUAUGUCCUCUUCUACAAGCAAGUGUAAGUGAUUCAAAGGCAGCAGAUUUCCAUGGUCGGAGAAAGGAGAGUAAAAUUUAUCUCGGCUUGUGUCCGGUCUUCUGAGUUUAAGUCACGAUGCUAUACUCUGGUUCUCAUAUUAUAACUUUGAAGGAGGGAAUCUCAAUAGGUAAAUAGUUUUAGAGUACCUGGUUUACACUGGAAGUUUUGUUAUGAUUCCUUGAGAUGGGUGUUUUAAUCUGAUUUUACUACUUGACAGACUUAUUAUUCGAAAAUUCAUGCUUAUGCUACAUGUCUUCUUGUCA